GGCAGUGAUGGCGGCGGGUGAUGGGGACGUAAAGCUAAGCACCCUGGGGAGCGGCGGGGAGCGUGGCGGCGACGGGAGCCCGGGUGGCGCGGGAGCGACGGCAGCGAGGAGCAGUUGGGUGGCAGCGCUGCUGGCGACGGGCGGGGAGAUGCUGCUGAACGUGGCGCUGGUGGCGCUGGUGCUGCUGGGGGCCUACCGGCUGUGGGUGCGCUGGGGGCGGCGUGGUCUAUGCUCGGGACCCGGGGCGGGCGAGGAGAGCCCGGCCGCCACGCUGCCGCGCAUGAAGAAGCGGGACUUCAGCCUGGAGCAGCUGCGCCAGUACGACGGGGCGCGCACGCCGCGCAUCCUGCUCGCGGUCAAUGGGAAAGUCUUCGACGUGACCAAAGGCAGCAAGUUCUACGGCCCCGCGGGCCCAUAUGGCAUCUUUGCUGGCAGGGACGCCUCCAGGGGACUGGCGACCUUCUGCCUGGAUAAGGAUGCACUUAGAGAUGAGUACGAUGACCUCUCAGAUUUGAACGCAGUGCAGAUGGAGAGCGUUCGAGAGUGGGAAAUGCAGUUUAAAGAAAAAUAUGAUUAUGUAGGCAGACUCCUAAAGCCAGGGGAAGAGCCAUCAGAGUACACAGACGAGGAGGACACCAAGGAUCACAGUAAACAGGACUGAACUUUGUGAACAACCAAAGCCAGGGGCCUUCAGAACUGCAACUCGUACCCCUUUGAGAGAAUGUCCAGUCUGGCUGUGAUGCUCCUGCUGUGAGAACCAUUUCACCAGAGUGUACAAGAUACUAUGCCCAACUGUGAAGAUCUGAAUAUGAGGCAUUGCCUGUGCUGCCUGCCGGUGAACCUGUUGCAGUUGUUUGUGAUGUCUGGUGGGCUUCAUCACCCUGAAAAGGAGACAGGACCUUCUCAACAGCAAGAAAGUCUCCGGGUUAUUUUACCCUCCUCUCCUCUCGAUUUUCCUCCCUUCCUUCCUCCUCUUCCUUUUCUUCUUCCUCCCUCCCUCUCUCUCCGCCUUCCUUUCUUUCCCCCACCCCUCCCAUGUCUUUCUUUUAAAACAAAACAAAAAAGUAUCAAAGACAACCAGAUAGGUAUUUGCUACUCAGUGUGCAGAUCUCUGGAAGGAGCAAGGGAUCCUGUUUCACAGGCUGUGCUUUAUUUGUGUUAAGGGAAGAGCCCUGGGCAGGGGAAAGGGGGUCACAUAUUCAUUUAAGAAGUUCAGGCUACUGAAACAUUUAAACGUGAAUUCCCAAACUUUUCUUUCGGGGCUUUGUCAGGGAAGAGGGAAAAAUGUCCUUCUAAGAUUUGAAAGAAGGAUUUCCAGUAGAUUAAAGUCAACAGUUCCCAGCUAAGAUAAUUUGAAACCAGUUUUAUUUCUUUCCCUUCCUUCCGCUAGGUCAAAACAAUAUUAAUUGUGCCUUAUUUCACUUCCAUAAACUUGAAUUACUUUUUGGGAAAGCCCCUGUGAAUUGAGAAGUCAGUACAAGCAGCACUGAGACUGAGGCUGAUGUCACUGUGUGUGGAGUGGAGGAGGAGUUCUCAGUGUUAACUGCCAUGAGUUAGUGCACAAACAUCGCUAGCAUCGUGAUGGCCAAGUGCAUCCCUGUGCUUUUUUCUUUUCUAAGAAAGAUUGAAAACCAACAGUUCUUCCCCAACAGCUGCCUAAAUUUUAGGGGUCUGACCCUCACAUGUCACUGGUGUGAGUGAGUGGGGCCGAGCGGUAUGAAUGUCUGUGUGAGUGAGUCUGGAUGUCUGUGAGAGCACCUUGGGAGGGACUCUUCCUGCAAUGCUGUAAAUACGAGUACCGUUUUAAUAAAGCAUGUACAAUAAACCAAA
Rattus norvegicus (Norway rat) is the source of this 1830-nucleotide messenger RNA. RefSeq names its product progesterone receptor membrane component 2 (gene Pgrmc2). Bases 8 to 661 code for a protein of 217 amino acids. Gene Ontology annotation, molecular function: heme binding; heme transmembrane transporter activity. Gene Ontology annotation, biological process: adipose tissue development; heme transport. NCBI's taxonomy places the organism in Eukaryota, Metazoa, Chordata, Mammalia, Rodentia, Muridae. Gene Ontology annotation, cellular component: extracellular region; nuclear envelope; membrane. The transcript is spliced from 3 exons. The record is from RefSeq and is marked provisional.